Messenger RNA from Ostrea edulis (European flat oyster), 5678 nucleotides. RefSeq lists its product as uncharacterized. Gene Ontology annotation, biological process: monoatomic ion transport; protein ubiquitination; transmembrane transport. The coding region runs from base 257 to 4912 and encodes 1551 amino acids. Lineage: Eukaryota; Metazoa; Mollusca; Bivalvia; Ostreida; Ostreidae. Gene Ontology annotation, molecular function: zinc ion binding; monoatomic ion channel activity; ubiquitin-protein transferase activity. Gene Ontology annotation, cellular component: cytoplasm; membrane. The record is from RefSeq and is a predicted model, not a curated record. The transcript has 42 exons.
GCCCGGAAAACUUGCGAUUUGUCAACACUUCAAAUGUUGUUAUAUAUAAAUCAUACGACGUUCAAAAUAAAUGUUUAGAAAGUGAAGGAGGGAGGUAUUUCGCUUUAUCUGUUUUGUACCAAGUUAAAACAGACAAUUACAGUGGGUAUAUGUGUACUCAAUGUUUUCUGUACAAUGCAGCGAGUUGUCUAUUCUGCGCUAACUAGACACACAGAUUGCUAACUUCAACAUCAGUCAUCAGGACAGGGGAGAGGACAUGGCUUCAGAGAAAAUUGAAAUGGAUAUCCUCGAUAACGAACAGGAAAUAGAUUCAGAUAGCAGCAGAUCCAGAUCUUCUGAUGAAAGUAACAGCGACAGCGACGCAGAGGAAGAAACUGCAAGAGAUAUUCAAGACUACUAUGCUGUACAUGACAUACCACGAUGCAGUACCUUCGCUGGGAUGGCAAUCGUUGAAUUCUUUGAUAGAGAUAAAAUCAAAGUAGGACAGCGGGUUGUCCGUGGAGUUGAUUGGGACAAAGGAGACGAGGAUGGAGGGGAAGGAAACGUGGGGACUGUGGUGAAAAUCCUUGACGACUCUCAACAGGUGCGCGUACAGUGGGAUUCCCAGGCCACUUUGGACGCUCAGAAAAACGGAGACAUCUUUAAUUACAGAACAGGGAUGGACAGGAAAUAUGAUCUACGACUUUUUGAUAAUGCACAGACAGGUGCACAUCACAAGUUCUUCGCCUGUGAUGGUUGCGAUGAGGCACCAAUCCGAGGAAUGAGGUGGCGCUGUUUGUACUGCGAUGAUUAUGAUUUAUGCACGGAAUGUUACAUGAAUGACUUUCACAACCUAGACCAUGCAUUUGAAAGAUACCAAGGAAUGAAAACCAUGAGUGUCAAUGUAGGAACACGGGUAGAUUCACAGGACUGGGAAGCUAGUGGGAUAUUUUCUGACAAUGCUGUUAAAUCCAGAGAAGACCCAACGGUGACAGGUACCGUUGAGACUGUUGAAGACAACAUCGCCACACUAUAUAACUGUGACGCAAAAGUGACAUGGGAGGGAGAUAUCAAGAAAAGACACCGAGUGGGAAGGGAAGGCAAAGUGGACAUCAGAUUUACAGAGCCGGCUAAAGUGAAAUAUUUCCAGGACCAUCUACAGGAAAUCAGUAAAGUCAAUGCAGCCAUAGGAAUUAGAGUUGUGGAAAGGUCUGACAAGGAUCACGUGACAGUUGGAACAAUCACCAGCGUAAAGGAAAUCGAAACAGAGGAAAAAGAAUUAAAAAGAAGACGGCGACGGUCGACUCAACGUAAAUCUGUCCCGCUAUUGAAAGAGCGAGGAUCGGUCAACCUACAUCAAAACAAACAAACGGAAGAAAAUUCGGUUCAACAUUGUUCCCUCACCGUGCAGUGGGAUGAUGGUGAAACAGAUGAAAAUGUUGAAACGAGUAAAAGAGAAAUAUUGUUGUUUGACAACAGCCAGAUAGGGACCAAGCAAUGCGCUAUGUGUGACGGAUGUGCCACUGGCUCCCGGAUCAAAGGAAUUAGAUGGAAGUGUGACGAGUGUUCCGACUAUGACCUCUGCACAUCAUGUUAUAUGUCUGCAGAGGAUGGACAUAUCGGCCAUAAGUUCCAGCGAAUCACUGAGCCUGCAGAAAGAAAAAAACUGGAAACCUCACGCACAAAUCCAGAAGUGAAAGUGAAAACGGCUCUAGGAAUAUUCAAAGGCGCUACGGUUCAGGAACUGGAAAGCAAUACAGAAAUAAAGGGCACGGUAGCAGAGACAUGCCAUUACAGAGUAAACAACGCAAGGUGUAUUGUUGUUGUUAACAAAGAUGAUGACGAGGAUCAGCAAAUCAGAGGACAGUUUACUGAUUUUCUGAGCGACAAUGACAAUGAGGACUCUUUUUAUUAUCCUUCCCAUUUGCCUGAUUUGGGAAAAGAUAUCCAGGGAUACGUUAAAGUACAAGACGAAGACAGCAAUGCAAAAAUCAUCGUAGAAUUGUGGUAUCAGAAAGAUGUCCCAACAUCCUCGUCAGAUGUGAAAUACAGUCUUUAUUUGAUUUUUGCACACAAACCAGAAGAUGAUGAAAACAAGUUUCGACCUCUAGAGGACGUGAGGAAGUUUGCACGUAAAUCUCGUUUGCCGUGUCAGCUUGCACUGGAGAAGGUACUGUUUCUAGAGGAAGCAGUCGUCAUCCACAAAGACACAACAAAUGAAACGAUACAGAAAUUGGUAAAAGACGGUGUCAAGAAAUUCGUCCGAGGGGAAAUGGAGGAAGAGGAGGAUGAACAAAAGUAUUUUCAACGAAUGUCUGUGUAUGUAAGUGGCAGAGUUCCAUUGCCGGUUUUUAUUUCACUACGGAACGGAGUUAUCCACACAGACGUUCUUGAGAAUGCCUCCAAGAACAAAAUACCAGUCGUCAGUUUCCAGAAAAAAUCACGUGAUGUAUACGUAUUGACAAUGAAAGACGACUUUUUCUGCGUGAAAGCUAUGGAACAUAAAAUUGACUUGAAAGCUCCAUGGAAGGUCACCAAUAUGUGCAUUAAAGAUUAUGACACCGGAUGCUAUUUCAAAGAUGACAUCGAUGAUGAAAUUACUCGACUCGAUGAUAUACCUGAGCUUGAAAACGUCGCUGCACUGAUUUCCUAUUUGCUGAUUGGAGUAUACAUGAAUAAGAGCUCUGACAGGGAAAACGACAUCUUUGGAGAAAACAGUCACGUUUACCCAAAUGCAUUGUCGAUGUAUUUACUGAGAACAGGAAAGUGGAAAAUACCAAAACAGUUCAUCAAAAAAUCUUUCAAUCACCGAUCAAUUGAAUUUAUUUUUGAAGAGAAAAUGACUGAAGAUUUCAAGAAUGGGCUGUGGAAGGAGUUGGAAUUGAAGACCAAAUCGGCUUAUGUCAUACCGACAUGGAAAGAGAAAGGAACAGAUGUUGAGGAAGAAGAUGAGGAGGAAGAUGAGGAGGAGGACGAGGUGGAUGCGAAAUCAGGAGGAAGAUUGCAUGUGAAAAUCUCUGACCUAUUCGGUUUAAUCUUUUUCGCACUUCUGAAGAAAAAAUAUUAUGAUGGCGCUAAACAACUUAUUGAAACAGGAUGUGUUCGAAUCACUCACCUUUUGAUUGGAUGUACCAUACUACAAGAGGCGGCAGAUGACUGGAAUACGAAUCAACUGCAAAAGGAAAAGGUCUUACAGAUGAAAGCAAUGUGCACCCAACAGGCCCUGCGAAUAACGAGUUGUAUACAUGAAGCUGACACAAAAGACAAUAGAAAAAACAAUUCCAGAGACGUGACGAUAUUAGGACAACGCAUUGAUCACGCUGGCAGGCUUCUCUUGAAUCACGACUACCUGUCAGACGCCAUAAAGACAGAAAACAGUACUUAUCUAAACGACGAAAUCGUCAAAAAGGUCAUCAAUCAGAUGUGGUACAAACAUGAAAGUGUUUCUUUUCGAAGGGGUAUGCUAUUCUUCACAUUGACAAUGUUUCACGGCCUUUUGUUGCUACCUUUGAUGAUUACGAUGGAGAAUAAGCCUCUGCAGUGGCUCUACAGGCAGUAUAAUGUUCCUGUCAUGAAAGUCCUUCUGAACGCGUUUGGUUGGCUGAUGAUUUUGGUUGCUUUGGCAUACAUGCUACUCUUUGAUUUCACGGAAAGAAUUUCAAGAACGGAUUGGUUUAUAAUUGCCUGGAUGGCAAGUUUUUUUCUCGACGAAACCAAACAGAUUGGCAUUUCAAUCAGGAGAGGGAAGAUCGGAGCUUACCUCAGGGAUUGGUGGAAUCGAUUAGACUGGCUGACAAUGACUGUAUACCUUUCUGGGAUGCUGACUAAACUGGGCAGUGGACAGGCAUAUCACAAUGCCUCCAAGAUUCUUCUAGUUUUGACCUUCAUCCUGAUGUGUGUCAGGUUCCUUAAUUCGUUGACAAUAUCGGAAAUUAUCGGAGCAAAGCUUGUGAUGAUUAGAAAAAUGUUUGUGGACACCUUUGCAUUCCUUGCAAUCAUGACAGUAAUUAUUCUGUGUUAUAGUGUUUCGUACUACGCUAUUCUUUACUCCGAGAACUCUGAUCUCAGUUUUACACAGAUUGAAAGGGUGUUUCGAAAUGGAUUUUGGAUUUUAUUUGGGGAAUUAUCACUUGAAAGUGAUAGAUUGAAAGAACCAGACUGUACGUUCAACAGAACAAUUUACAAUGCUGGGGAGGUGGAUCGCUGUCCAUCAGAACUGGGUCUCUUUCUGGCUCCAUAUCUCAAGUCUGUGUAUGCUUUGCUCGCCAUCGUUCUUCUCUUAAAUCUUCUUAUCGCUAUGUACAGUCACACUUUCUCGGAAGUGCACGACAAAAGUAAAUUCUACUGGGCACUUCUUCAAACGGACUUCUUGGAAGAAUACAGUGUGAAGAGUAUUUUCCCAAUUCAUUUCCAGCUCCUCGUUGUACCGGUGUGUCUUGUCCACUUUUUGUUCUGGGUCCCGUUUUCUUGUUUACGCUCUAAAUUUGAUUUCGACGAAUAUGAUGAUCUCAAUGCGGACCCAAUGUUUGUCAGAGUCUUUCUGUAUGACGCAAACUUUGACUUGAAAUUGGAUGCAACGCGAGAAGCAGAAGGAAAGGCUGCAUUGAAAGCAUCGGGUGAUCUUGGAGGAACAGAUAAAGACAAACUAACAGUUCUCCAGAAGAAGAUAAAAAACCACAAAAGAGUUACGAACAACAUCGAUGAAAGAACUUCGAAGAUGCAGAAGGAUAUAGUACAGAUAAAAAAAGACAUAAGACUCUUAUGUAAAGCUGUAUCACCUGACACAAUGAUGGAAGAAGAGGAUGACAAUCUAUCAACAGACAUACUGGAUAUAGAUCACAUAAGACUACCCUCCAUGAGAAUGAGCAGAUUGAUGUGGGAUGAUAUAGAGGAGACUUCAUCAGAAGAUUCUGAUGACAACGAUUCGGAUUAAAUCGUCGUUGGAUUCAUCUACUUUUUUCAUAACCUGCUUCGGAUAAAUGAUUGGUUUAGAAAACUGAAAUCGGAAUGAAUGGAUCAGCUAACAAGUGACUAAAAUAGAUAUAGAAGCAGAGGUGUAUAUUUUGAUUGGUAAAUUUUAAUGUAUCUUUUUUACUUUAACUUCAUCAGUGUCUUUUAUUAAAUUCAUCCUCGACGGAAGUAGAAAAUUCUGCAAAGAAAAAAUACCCAGGUCGAACAGAGUGUAAAUAGUAGAAUGAUGUUCAUUUAUAUUUUAUGUUUCAAAAUACACUUAAUGGAUGACUGUGUGCAAUGUUCUAUAAAUGCUCAUAUAUGUUUCCGCAAUAUGCAGGUAAUUCACAUGUUCUUUGAUUUUAAUUAGGAGACUAAAUCUAAUGAGAAAUGUUAUUAAUGAAAUAUUAUGUAAUUCAUUUUUUUCCCCUUCAAAUUUUCAAUUUCCAUUUCUUUUGUUGGAACAACAAGUUUUAAAUGUAACUUGACUUAUUGUGUGUCUCACAUUGAACAGUAACUAAGCUAUGAACUGAUAAAAACUGGACUGUUUUUGUACUGUUAUAAUCAAUGUUGUAUUAUAAAUUUUUAUAUCAUUAUCAUCAUUUUUCCAUUAUCAUGGAUGUGUUAAACAUGAUAAAUAAGAGCUACCAAGACUAUAAAAGGUUAUCUAAGACAUUACCGCAAUUGGAAUGGUUUUGUUACAAUUGAUUUUUUUUUUUAGUUAUUAUCAAUAAAAAAAUUUAUGAUGA